GAUUUGCAUGAUGUUAAUGUUUUGUAUUCCCAGUUAAGGUGAUCUAAACCACCUGCUGGAUGCUCUGUCUUUACUCAUUUAUCUGGAAUGUUUGAGCUUGUACUUUUGUUCGAUUAAUGUCCACAGCUUGUGGUUGGCACUUUAUAAUAUAGAAAAAAGGGAAUGGUGACUUGUGCAGGAGUAAAGGGUAGAAACAUUUUCUUCCUUCACUUUGGAAUUGCUAUAAUAAUCCACCCGAAUCAAUGCGAGUCUUUUAAUAUUUUGUAGCAAAUUCAAGGUAAUAGGAAAGCACCAAGUUGAAAUAGGAAAGACCACGAGUUGAGAUAAAAAAAAACGAGAUUGUAGCCUAAACAAAAGUGUAUGUAGUAAUACAGAAGGUACUUCUUAAAAUAAAUGGUAUCAGAAAUUAAGAGAAAAUAGGGGAAAAGAAAAACGAGGGAUAUGAAAAAAUAUAGGAUUUUUAGUUUAGAUAACAAUAUAAGAAGGAAGGGAUUUGAAGGGGAGAAAUAUUAAAUUAUUGGAUGAAUGAUUUAUGUUAAGGUAUUAAUUUUUUUAAAGUUCGAAAAAUUUGAAAGGAAAAAUUCUUAUCUGUCUUUUUUUUCUUUUCUUCUCCUAAACAAAUAAGAGUUACUUUCAUUUUUCUUCCCUUCCUUUCCCUUACCUCCCUUUCUUUUCUUUCUUUUCUCCUUGAAAUUGUUAUUCAAAUAUAGUGUAAAUGAUAAAAAAUUAUUUUUAAUUAAGUAAAAAUAGUCAAUAUGAAAAUUUUCUUAUUUAUCUACGGCAUGAAAUUUAAAAGUGCACUGUAUCAUAAAAGUCACAUGUUACAAGUAUUAGAAUACGUAAAAUGAUCAUUUUGUAACUUGAUGUUGAUCGGCGAGUUAGCUUGUUGGCAAUCCAUCUAGAAGAUGACAAUUACAGAACCCACUUUUUUCCAAAGAUUGCACCUCUGGUUCAUCCGUCCAAACUUGAACACCUUCAAGUUCAAGAUCACAACAUACAGAAAAAGGCAAAGCUUACCUAUAUUCUAUUGCAUUUUUAUCAUGUGAUCUCAACUGUUAAAGCUGGUUUCCUGUGCCUCAGGUUUUUACAAUUUUUGACCACCAUUUUUUCUCUUUAAAGAAUCAUUCACUUAUUUUUAUUUAAUUAUAGUACUAAACACCAGAAGCAAUUACUCAGAAAUAGAUCUUAACAUCAUUGAAACCAUUUACACUAAAAUAUAAAUAAAAAGAAGCAAUAAAAAUCAUUAUUACCAGAAUUUGGUUCAGCAUAGUAAUUGAUAAAUUUUCAUUUUUUCGGUUUGAUUCCCAUCACAUACAGACGUAGUGUAAUAAAAAAGUUAUCAAAAAUAACGAACCGAUAUUCCCCUCAUUGUUAAGAUUUCGACAGGUAUGUAAGCAUUACAAAACUGCCUCAUACACAUAAGUAUAAAUCUCGUGGGAAUAAUUAUAACCCCUUUUUAAAACCAACAGUGAUCUUUGCAGCAUCUCUUUUAUUCUGUUCUGUUCUCAAAUUUAAACCUACUACUACACCUUUAGUCCUUCGCAAUUUAUAAAAUCCACUUCUUUUUAAGUCUCUUUUCUAUCUAAUCUGAAGCAUCAAGCAAAUGGAAAAUCCCAAACUAUCACAUACAACAAUGCUUAUCUUAUAUCUAAGCUUGGUUUUACUUUGGUGUAAAUGUAAUGCUCUAGCAAAUCCAGGAAAUGGAAACAUCACUUCUAUAUUUCAGCUGGGUGACUCCCUCUCAGACACCGGAAACUUAAUCAUUGAGAGUCCCAAUGGAUUGGGUUUAGUCUUUUCUCGACGUCCAUAUGGUGUUUCCCUCUUUAAUCACCCUACUGGUAGAUGCUCUAAUGGACUUCUCAUGAUCGAUUAUUUGGCUAGGGCAUUAAAUGUACCGCGAUUAAAUCCCUACUUAAACAAAGAAGCGAUGUUCACACAUGGAGCAAACUUCGCUGUCUCUGGUGCCACAGCAUUGCCUGCAGAGUCUCUUGCGGAUAGAAAAAUUGUAAACCAUGUCACAAAUACUUCUCUCAGUGUACAACUUGAUUGGAUGUGGUCACAUUUUAACUCCAUUUGCUAUGAUGAUCAAGACUGUGCAGAAAAACUCCAGCGUUCUCUCAUUAUUGUUGGGGAAAUUGGAAGCAAUGACUAUUUCUAUGCAUUUUCACAAGGGAAAAAGAUGAAGGAGGUCUUUAGCAUGAUAUUUGAUGUUGUUGAAUCUAUAAUUGAAGGCGUCAUGAGGAUCAUACAAAUUGGAGCAAGAAAGAUAAUUGUGCCAGGAAUAUUUCCUCUCGGAUAUUUCCCAGCUUAUACCACAGCAUUCCGAGCAAACAACUCUGCAAACUACAGAGAACACAUUUUAUUGAAUAAAAUGUCAGUCUUACACAAUCAUGAGUUACAAAAGAGGCUCCGAUUGCUGAAUCAAGAUUAUAGGAAUAUUACCAUUCUCUAUGCUGAUUAUUACAAUGUUUUUAUGCGGCUUGUUCAUAAUGCUACUCAUUUUGGGUUCAAUGGCACAUCUGACGUACGGAAAGCAUGUUGUGGAGUUGGCGGAAGAUUAAGCUUUAAUUUGAGUAGGCUGUGUGGAGCAAGGGGAGUUCCAGUUUGUGCAAACCCAGAUGAAUAUAUCAUCUGGGAUGGAAUUAAUUUGACUCAAAGAGCAUAUAGAAUUUUGGCGCGAUGGUUCUUCCGCAGUACAAUCUCUCAUUUAAUUCAGUCAUCAUACUGACAUUAAUCAACGUCCUUUUCUUCUAUUUGUUGAGAAUUUAGGAAUAAUAUUAGUCUUAUUAUCAUCUUUGAUGAAGUGAUUUACAUGUAAUUAGUAUAAA
Messenger RNA from Amaranthus tricolor (Joseph's coat), 2828 nucleotides. RefSeq names its product acetylajmalan esterase-like. Bases 1604 to 2728 code for a protein of 374 amino acids. The record is from RefSeq and is a predicted model, not a curated record. The transcript is spliced from 5 exons. Lineage: Eukaryota; Viridiplantae; Streptophyta; Magnoliopsida; Caryophyllales; Amaranthaceae. Gene Ontology annotation, molecular function: hydrolase activity, acting on ester bonds.